AUGCAGGAACCAAUCAACGAUCCAGAUAUGCACAUUCUCAUGGUACCGAGAGGCUUCUGUGAUCCCAGCAGAAAUAAGCGGAGUCGAUCCGAUCUGGUGGUGCUGAUAAAGUCCUGCGUUCGUUGCCAUUGGGAUCGUAAUAGGGCACGUGCAACUUACAUGCAACCUCACUUAUGGGGUGAUUUUCGUAUUCGAUUCGCGUUUGUCACUGGAAUGCCUCCAGAAAAUUAUACCGGGAAUAUUCACUUCAAAGGAGUAUCAGUCAAUUAUCGCAGUCAUGGCAAUGAUAAACAAGAUUAUGAGCGUACUAAGAACGAAUUGUUCUCAGAGGCAAAUCAAUGGGGUGAUUUGCUGAUCGGUGAUUUCAUGGAUCACUACUUUUCGUUGACUACGAAACAAACAUUCAUGCUCCGUUGGAUCUCGGCUUUUUGCCCCCAAGAGUCCUCGUUGUUCCUGUUUCUGGAUCACGAUUUUGCCGUGAUUCCAAACAAUCUGAUCAGAUUGGUGCGCGAGUUUCCCGCAGAAAUAUUACCAGAUUUGAGUUUCGGUAUUCUUGGUCAAGACCACGUAGUAAGACGGCCGGUGAAAUAUUCUGACAAUCGCUGGGCCAUAUCGGAAGAUGAGUUCCCAUGGGACUACUAUCCUGCGUACUUUGGAGGGCAUUCAUAUAUCAAAGGAAUCAAUGUUGUGACAGACCUAUCGAUCGCAUCAGCAUAUGUGAGGCUUUUACGUAUUGAAGAUGUUUAUAUGGGUAUUUUGCGGUAUAAAUUGCGAAUGCAAACCUACGCAGUAGGACAUUUUGUACAUCGAGUGUGGUCGGCGGAAGAACUGCGCAACGUAACUAGCGCGAAUUUCAAACACGUAAGGAAAUAUUUCAACUGGACAAGCGGUCAGAUUAUUGAAGAAUGA
Echinostoma caproni is the source of this 909-nucleotide messenger RNA. The record is from the annotation of a GenBank genome assembly. NCBI's taxonomy places the organism in Eukaryota, Metazoa, Platyhelminthes, Trematoda, Plagiorchiida, Echinostomatidae.